AUGGAAACACAAAUGAUGAAGCUUACCAAGGGAAGCGUCAAGACAGACUCGCUUCCAAUUGAUCUCAUGAUGGAGAUACUCAAACGGUUGCCGGUUAAAACCCUAAUCCGGUUCAUGUCCGUAUCUAAGCUAUGGGCUUCCACCAUCCGCAGUCGAGACUUUAUGAAGUUAUUUAUGGAUGUGUCUUUGACUAGACCGAAAGGUCUCCUUUUCUUGUUCGGACGUAGUGGAUGCUGCGGAUUGGUUCUUUCCCAAAACACGCACGAAUCAUCUCUUGUUACAAUUUUCCGUGUGAGUUGCUACUCUCCACAAUGGUCUACCGUUUCUCCUUCUGUCCACGGUUUGAUUUGCUAUGCACAAGCCACUAGACUUGUUAUAUAUAACCCGUGCACUAGACGAUCCAUUACCUUGCCUGAGAUCAAUACAUGGAGAACACGGCCCAUACGCUACUACUUGGGGUAUGAUCCCAUCGAAAAUGGUUAUAAAGUGUUGUGCGCCAUGUUAGGUGGCGGGGUGCACGAUUUAGUUAAAGAGUUUAGGGUUUUGACAGUGGGAACCGAGAGCUCUUGGAAGAUGAUUAAAAACAAUAUUAUUUCUCACGCUCCUUUGGGACGAGAGUUGUGUAUAAGUGGUAUUUUGUAUUAUCAAGCUUUCACGGGCAGAAAGAAGGAUUUGACAAUCAUGAGUUUUGAUGUUAGGUCAGAAAAACUUUAUCCUAUCAAAGGACCUAUUACUUUGUUGUGCAGUAAGUCUUCAAAGUUGAUAAGCUACGAGGGAAAGCUAGGUGUAAUCUUCUAUAUAGAGAAUGGCGUUAGUUUGUGUGUUCUAGAAGAUGCUGCUAAGGAGGAAUGGUCGACGAAGACUUUUGUUUUGUCUACAGCAGUCCCACCUAUUAACUGGAAUGGAAAGUGUACUGAGACUGACACCAGUGAGAUUAUACUUGCACCACUGUUAUUGCGUGCAUCAGAGCUUGAAGAUGGUCCCUGGUGGAGUGGAUAUGUUGUCAUGGAGUCUCUUGUUCCGCUCAGACCAAAUGCAGUAGACCAGAUUGAGAUACAAGGCGCUUGA
Brassica napus (rape) is the source of this 1068-nucleotide messenger RNA. Its product is annotated as putative F-box protein At4g38870. The record is from RefSeq and is a predicted model, not a curated record. The coding region runs from base 1 to 1068 and encodes 355 amino acids. The transcript is spliced from 2 exons. Lineage: Eukaryota; Viridiplantae; Streptophyta; Magnoliopsida; Brassicales; Brassicaceae. Gene Ontology annotation, molecular function: protein binding.